This is a messenger RNA of Rhodofomes roseus, 1252 nucleotides long. RefSeq lists its product as uncharacterized. Gene Ontology annotation, biological process: maturation of SSU-rRNA. The transcript has 6 exons. Gene Ontology annotation, molecular function: rRNA small subunit aminocarboxypropyltransferase activity. Bases 298 to 888 code for a protein of 196 amino acids. The record is from RefSeq and is a predicted model, not a curated record. Lineage: Eukaryota; Fungi; Basidiomycota; Agaricomycetes; Polyporales; Fomitopsidaceae.
GAAAUUCUCACGCAUACCCGUCAUGGCUAGAGGCAGCGGCCCCGCCUCCCGCCCACACAGAGGCGCAAAGCGCGGCCGCGGUUCGGCGCAUUCAAGCAGAGGAGGACGCGGCGGACACCCACGACGACAGGUGCAAGAUGCUGAUGAUCGCAGGCCAGAUAGCGCGGUCGACGAGGAGGAGGAAGGCGAAGCGGAUGGCCCUACCGACGAAUCCGGGGAAGAGGAAGACAGCGGGCCUGAGGUCAGCAUCGAUGUACCCGUGGCCAUGUGGGUGCGUAUGUAUGAAGUGCAACACACAUGUGCGCUGAGUCUGAGGCGCAGGACUUUGACCACUGUGACCCCCGGCGAUGUUCCGGCAAACGACUGGCGAGGUUAGGCCUCAUCAAAGAGCUGAAAGUCGGACAACGGUUUAGGGGGAUUGUGGUGUCCCCUAGAGGGACACAAGUAGUCAGCCCAGCAGACCGCGACAUCGUUCUCCAACAUGGCAUCGCCGUAGUGGAGUGCUCUUGGGCUCGACUGGACGAUGUCCCGUUCGGCAAGAUUGCGAGUCCGCACGAACGGCUAUUGCCGUACCUCGUCGCGGCGAAUCCUGUCAACUAUGGGAAGCCUUGGAGACUCAACUGCGUCGAAGCAAUAGCAGCCGCCUUCUACCUGACCGGAUUCAAGGAGUACGCCGAUCACCUUCUGAGCAAGUUUGGCUGGGGCGAGGCCUUUUGGAAAAUCAAUGAGGUGUAUCUGGAGCAAUACUGUCAAUGUAGCACCGCCGCCGACGUAGCUGCGACGCAAGACCGCAUCAUGCUCGAGCUGGAAGAAAGCUAUCAGCAGUCACGAGAAGAGAGCGCGGCUGGGUACGGAGGUGAUCUUCUCGUGGAGAAUCCAAACCAUUGAGCACAGCCUUGCUGCCCCCGGGUAUUGUCUAUGCCCUCGUGUAAGAUAUAUGAAAGUGUCUCGCAUCCUCUCGCCUCCUGUCUUGUAUUUAUAUCGUUCACAUCGGCGAUCAUCACCGCCUUAGGUUUCGAUGUCUGGCAAGGCUUGAUGUUUACAACGACAGCGAUAACGGUAAGAUUUGACGCAAUCGCAUGUUCCGCCGGCUUCACCCCACUCGCAGCAUAACCGCUCGAGCACCCAACCGCACAACAUCCUUGCCAACAUUGCUUAGGCCUCAGGCCUUUCCUGCCCCUGCCACCCCGCUCACUGCUAAUCGUCUUCUCCGUGUUACGAUACACUCAGGCAGACCCUCGAACCUAUUCGG